AGGUUGACUUCACAAAUAGCGAAGUGUUGUUGUCAUGUGAUAGCUCGUUUGUCGAGCUGCUCUUGGAGUACUUUUAUACUUUAAAUGAAGCGAAAAUAAAAGCGAGCAGCAGAGAAACUGUAUGCGUUUUGGAGAGGACAAACACGGCUCGUGUGAGGUGGAAAACAGGAGUUGUGUAGCCGGAGCCGCCGGACGCUGCCAUGGGCUGCUGUUACAGCAGUGAGAGCGACACCGCGGAGGAGAACAAUGAUGAACGUAAGCCGCUGAUCCCACACCCAAAUCCAGUCAGCAAACCCCCAAAUGGGACAGAAUGGAUCACAAGCAAUGUCCCCUCAGCACGUACAGAUGAACAGGCCCUCUUUACGUCCAUUCUCACCAAGACUGCACAGAACAUCAUUGAUGUCUCAGCUGCUGAUUCUGUCAUGAUGGAGCAACAUGAAUACAUGGACAAAGCACGUCAGUACAGCACAAAGCUAGCUGUGUUGAGCAACAGUUUGCCUCAGAAAAAGGCCCUCACUCUCCCCUCCCUCACCAGCCAGCCCCACCAAGUGCUUGCAAGUGAUCUGGUACCAUACUCAGAUGUUCAACAGGUGGCAAAGAUAGCGGCUUACGCUUACAGUGCAAUCUCUCAAAUCAAGGUGGAUGCUAAAGAAGAACUGGUGGUGCAGUUUGCUAUUCCCUGAUGACUGUGGGACUCUGGCCUACUUGUUGUUGCUCCCAUCCAGCUCUCUGUGACACACCCACAUCCUCGCCUUCCAGCCCCAAAUCAAAGUAUCUUGGUCCGUGUGCUUCUUAGCCAUGCCUCUAUGAUAAAGACAGUUCAGGAUUACAACUCAAAUUGCACCUGAUGUUGUUACUACUGCUGUUGACUUUUAUUGUUUCUGUUAUCAUUUAACUAAAUGUGUAAUGUUCUUCUUGUGUAUGUGUGGAAAAUUUAAUUCAAAGUUAGUGAAAAAUUAAAUUUUUGGUCAAGAAUCACAAGGGCCAAUGGAAGAUACUGUGCUUGGCUUACUACUGUCACAUUUACAAAAAACAAGGCCUCCUCUCUAAAGGCUGGAGCGCAUCAUGGAUCCAGCUGGGGAAAAA
Thalassophryne amazonica is the source of this 1086-nucleotide messenger RNA. It is a transcript of the gene lamtor1, whose product is annotated as late endosomal/lysosomal adaptor, MAPK and MTOR activator 1. Gene Ontology annotation, biological process: cholesterol homeostasis; endosomal transport; cellular response to amino acid stimulus. The transcript has 5 exons. NCBI's taxonomy places the organism in Eukaryota, Metazoa, Chordata, Actinopteri, Batrachoidiformes, Batrachoididae. The record is from RefSeq and is a predicted model, not a curated record. Gene Ontology annotation, cellular component: late endosome membrane; Ragulator complex; membrane raft. Bases 201 to 683 code for a protein of 160 amino acids. Gene Ontology annotation, molecular function: guanyl-nucleotide exchange factor activity; molecular adaptor activity.